This is a messenger RNA of Daucus carota subsp. sativus, 1208 nucleotides long. Its product is annotated as ycf20-like protein. NCBI's taxonomy places the organism in Eukaryota, Viridiplantae, Streptophyta, Magnoliopsida, Apiales, Apiaceae. Bases 311 to 1024 code for a protein of 237 amino acids. The record is from RefSeq and is a predicted model, not a curated record. The transcript is spliced from 4 exons.
CGGGUGAAGCAGGGGUAACCCGGAGUGAUAAAAAGACAGAAAUGGAUAAAAGAAAUACUGCACAUUUUAGAAAGAAAGGACAAUCGAGGUCAUUUGAAAAAUCCUAAACUAGCAAAUUUUAAGAAUAAUAAUAUUGAUUGAUAUUGAUUGAUAUUGAUAAGCAAGCAGAGAGUCGGGGUGCAUAACGAACAAAGACGAGGGGGGAAUAUUGGGCUAUCCGCACCAAUUGCCCAAACACACUUGCACAAUUUUGUAUUUGCAUUCCUCAGAAAGGAAUCGCAUAUACACUUUUUUUCUCAAUUAUCAGUGGAUGCAUCACAACUGGAGCCAUCUUCCUUCUGGUCAGCAUUCUCCCUAUAUCAUCUGCUACAUAUUUUGCAGGCUCUACUGCUCUAGUAUUGAACCUAUCAUGCUGCACUUGUCCUUGCCUAUAAAGGGAAUUGAAAUCCCUCAAGCUUCAUUUCUCAUCCUCAGACACUGUAUUACAGUGUUGAAUUGGAAUAAGAAGCAGAUAUAUAGAUGUGUGAACCGACCUGCUUCAAACCAGGGGAACAUGUUGUUCUCCUUUCCGCAAAAGAGCUCUCAUACUAGAAGGCGUGAUUGGAAAGUAGCUCUUGCGUUAAAUACAGGCGGUGCUCCUGGUAAUGGCAGCCAAGAAAAUUUAAACAGUGAUGGCCCUGGUCUAGGUCAGACUAGGUUGGGUAGACUGUUUAGUGCAGGCGGGCGACAGUUACUUGCAAAGUUGAAUUCUACAAGAAAAAACAUCCCAAUGAAGAUAUUUCUCCUGCUUCUCGGUUUUUACACAGCAAACGCAUUAGCCACGAUUCUCGGGCAGACUGGUGAUUGGGAUGUGUUGGUUGCAGGAGUAGUGGUUGCAGCCAUCGAGGGUAUUGGUAUGCUCAUGUAUCGGAAACCCUCUUCGCCAUCUACUGUCCGGCAGCAAUCUCUUAUCAUGAUGGUAAAUUUUUGGAAAGCGGGUGUUUGUUUAGGCCUAUUCGUAGAUGCUUUUAAGCUAGGUAGUUAAUUUCCUUCACUCUGUUAUUCUUCAUUUUAAACCAUCAAUACUCUUAUUUUCUAUAAGCCCUCCAUUCAUUAGCACCUAGUUUCAGAAGUAGUUCAAAUAGUAUGUGAAAACAGUCACUGCAACUGUGUGUAUAAUUGUAUAUUUAUGUUGAACAGACACACAAAUGUCCUUCAUCUCAAGACAA